Saccostrea echinata is the source of this 1161-nucleotide messenger RNA. RefSeq lists its product as uncharacterized. The transcript has a single exon. Bases 1 to 627 code for a protein of 208 amino acids. NCBI's taxonomy places the organism in Eukaryota, Metazoa, Mollusca, Bivalvia, Ostreida, Ostreidae. The record is from RefSeq and is a predicted model, not a curated record.
AUGAAUAAAACCAAAAUACACCUAUGGUUACUGACCAGCCGUUCUGCUGAUUUAAUGGAGGAGGGGGAGGCAGAUGACUCUGAGUAUGAUGAUACUGAUGAUAUAAAGAGUCUCUUGGAAUCCGGAAAUUCCGGAGCCAAAACUGAUCUACUUGAUGAUCAGCAGAGUGGUUCAGUGUUAGAAGAAAUGGACGCUCUCUUACAGGAUGAUGAUGAUGUUGGGUCAGCAAUUUCUGAAAAACUGGCCAAUAUUACUAACAAAGCAUUUUCUAAGCAGCAUUCUAUUGAUGCUGUUAAGAAAAAGAAAGAGUCUCACAAGAGACCAAAGAAUUGUGACAAAGUUAUUGUUCCUAAAGUAAACAAAGAAAUUUGGCGUCAAAUGCUCAAACAAGCUUUCACUAAAAAGCGUGACCUAAGAUUGAUGAAUGUUCAGAGUUUGAUCACAAAGUCAACUUGUGCAGUAGUUAGUGUAGCAAACAAGUUGUUGAAUUUGGAUGGCCAGAAGCAUGAUGCAGAAAUAAGAAAUUGUCUUGAUGCGAUUUACUUAUUAGGCCAUGCAAAUACCACAAUGUCUAUGCAGCGUAGAGAUUUAUUAAGACCAGUGCUAAAAAGUGAUUAUGCUGCAUAAUGUGACAGCAAUAUCCAAGUUACAUCUUUGCUUUUCGGAGAAGACCCUCCUAAGUCUUUGAAGGAGACCCGUCAAGUAGGCAAUGUUGGAAGGAAUUAUUCAAAAAACGGGAAAAGAUUUGGGUUCAGUCAGAGAAACAAGAACGAUUUUUCUUGGAAAAAGAAGAACCAAAGCCAGCAGAAAAGAUUCAAAAAAGAUCAGUAACAGAAACCCUGACUGAGGUAAAACUUCAAUCUACUACAUCUGACGAAUAUGCAAGUUUUAUAGAAAAAACUAUUUUGAAUGCUAAAAAAGACAUAUUACAAUUUGAAGGUGGCAGAAUCAUGCAUUUUUUAGAUAAAUGGACUGAGCUCACUUCAGAUCCAGAAAUAUUGGGCAUUGUGAAGGGUAUUGAACUUGAGUUUAUUAGUAACCCAGUUCAGUACAUUAAUGCAGUUCAUCAAUGCAAUUUUAAUAUGAUGUAGAGAAAAGCAAUUGAUGAAGAAAUACAAAAGUUACUUGAUAAAAAAGUAAUUGUAGAGAGUGAAGUGGAGA